Molecule: messenger RNA, 1175 nt
Organism: Chiroxiphia lanceolata (lance-tailed manakin)
Lineage: Eukaryota; Metazoa; Chordata; Aves; Passeriformes; Pipridae
Gene: HAPLN4
Product: hyaluronan and proteoglycan link protein 4
Biological process (GO): cell adhesion
Molecular function (GO): hyaluronic acid binding
Source: RefSeq, a predicted model, not a curated record
AUGCGUCCCCAAAGCCCCUGGGCCGCCGGCCCGGCAGCUCUGCUGCUCCUCGCGGGUAUCCUCGGCUCCGAGGCGCUGCAGACCCGGGGGAGGAAGAAGGUGGUUCAUGUCAUGGAGGGUGACAGCGGUGCCGUGGUGGUGCAGACGGCUCCGGGCAAGGUGGUGACUCACCGGGGCGGGACCAUCAUCCUCCCCUGCCGCUACCACUACGACGUGUCCGCGCACGACCCGGCCGAGAUCCGCCUCAAGUGGACCAAAGUGACGGAGCCCAUGGCGUUCGUGGACGUGUUCGUGGCGCUGGGCGAGGCCCGGCGGGCGUUCGGGCCCUACCGCGGGCGCACGGCCCUGCAGGAGGACGGGGCGGGCGACGCCUCCCUCAUCAUCCGCAACGUGACCCUGCAGGACUACGGGCGCUACGAGUGCGAGGUCACCAACGAGCUCGAGGACGACACCGGCGUGGUCAAGCUGGACCUCGAAGGCGUCAUCUUCCCGUACCACCCUCGCCUGGGCCGCUACACCCUCAACUUCCACGAGGCUCAGCAGGCGUGCCUGGAGCAGGACGGGAUCCUGGCGUCCCACGACCAGCUGCACCAGGCCUGGCUGGAGGGCAUGGACUGGUGCAACGCGGGCUGGCUGGAGGACGGCUCGGUGCAAUACCCCAUCUCCCGGCCGCGGGAGGAGUGCGGCCGCAAGGACACGCCCGUGGGCGUGCGGAACUACGGCUACCGGCACAAGGAGAGCGAGCACUACGACGCCUUCUGCUUCACCUCCAACCUCAACGGCAAAGUUUACUUCCUGAAGACGUUCCGCAAGCUGAGCUACCCGGAGGCGGUGCAGGCCUGCAAGAACAACGGCGCGGCCGUGGCCAAGGUGGGGCAGCUCUACGCGGCCUGGAAGCUGCAGCUGCUGGACCGCUGCGAGGCGGGCUGGCUGGAGGACGGCAGCAUCCGCUACCCCAUCGUCAACCCCCGCGCCCGCUGCGGCGGCCGCGAGCCCGGCGUGCGGAACCUGGGCUUCCCCGACAAGAAGUACAAGCUCUUCGGCGUCUACUGCUUCAAAAAGGCCGGAGAGGCACCCCCGGAGAAGGCGGCGGCGGUGGGAGGGGGGGGGCACCCCAACCGCGUGUGAGGGAGCAUCUCCCCAGGUUUGGCCGGGGAACGCUUAACACCCCCCCC